Messenger RNA from Necator americanus (New World hookworm), 426 nucleotides. RefSeq lists its product as uncharacterized. The transcript has a single exon. The record is from RefSeq and is a predicted model, not a curated record. Bases 1 to 426 code for a protein of 141 amino acids. Lineage: Eukaryota; Metazoa; Nematoda; Chromadorea; Rhabditida; Ancylostomatidae.
AUGGACAACAUCGAAGAGGAAUAUGACCGGCUCGUUGAACACCUUCACAACUGCGCGAAGAAGGCUGAGAGUUUUAAAACCACCAAGAGACGCUUGUCUCUUGAAACUCUUGAGCUGAUACGCCAGCGUGGAGAAGCACGAGCCGCAGGGAACCAAGAACUCAAGUCCGAGUUCGCAAGGCUUUGCAGAGAGGCGAUAAAGGAAGACCUUAAAGAGAAAAGAGCAGAAGUGCUGGCUGAUGCUGCAGAGGUGGGGAAAAGCAUCCGCUAUGCCCGUCGAGACUUCGCCAGUUGCAAGACAAAGAUGACUGCUCUCCGGAACCCGAAGGGAACAACCACUGCAUCGAGAAGGGAGUUUAAGAAAAUCAUCUACGACUUCUACCUGAUCUCUUCGACAACCAUGUGCACUUGCCUCCUCACCAUCUGA